This is a messenger RNA of Salvelinus sp. IW2-2015, 6851 nucleotides long. NCBI's taxonomy places the organism in Eukaryota, Metazoa, Chordata, Actinopteri, Salmoniformes, Salmonidae. The record is from RefSeq and is a predicted model, not a curated record.
CUACAAAUGUAUGACAUUCAUUGGAAACUUACUGUAAACCAAAUAGCUAACGUAGCUAGCAGAAUAUUUUUUUAAGUAACUGUUGCUAGCUAGAUGAUGUCAUCACACAUUGGAUCGAGCUAGCUAGCAGGCUACAUAACGUUUGRUGUGAGUACUGUACUUGGCUCCACGCAUACAGUACGUGCGGGUUCAUCGUCUGSUAACUUACUAGUAGUACUGCUGGAAGUCCAGUGUCCUGGCUCUUGAUUUUUUCCGAACGAAUCUGAACUGAGACGAGCGGCUGGAUGCAGAUGAUUGGUCCACAAGAAAGCGAAGAAUUACUGAAGAAUGAAGUACAAUCAUUUCAGCAAUCCUCUUCUUCAUCCUCAGUCCUCUUGUCCACGACUGAUCAUAUUUGUAGUUUGAUCUGGAACACGAGUGACCUAAAACCUCUGGACAGUUCCUGACUGGACUGCUGUUAUCUCUGCAUUUUCGCCUUCCCCGUGAUUUCAUCUCCACAGCAUACCCUUGAAAUAAAGGGUCAACUUUUUGGGAUAAACAUUACKCACUUUCUGGGAUAUAGGAAAGUGUGUAAUAUCUCUGGGAUAUAGGCCUACACUACAGUUGAGAUCUUCUCUGUGAGCAGACUAGGCCUAUAUAUUUUUCCUUGUCUCGUGAUAUUGUGGUGUUAAACCUUUGGUGAGACACUAUGGAGUGGAAUAUGGAYUACUGUAUGGAGCAGGUUAUGCAGAAGGACCUGGGUCGGAGACUACAGGUGGGCCAAGACAUCAUAGACUCCAUCCUGGACAAGGACAAGUCCCAGGACCUGGAGCAGGACCAGACCAUGCUGGACAGAAUGGUGGAUGGUGUCGCUACCAACUGGGUCAACUCCAGCAAUUUCAAGGUGGCUUUGUUGGGAAUGGACAUACUGACAGCUUUAGUAACAAGACUACAGGAACGGUUUAGGACACAGAUUGGAACUGUUUUGCCAAGUUUGAUAGAUCGACUAGGCGACUCAAAGGACCAAGUCAGAGACCAGGACCAAGCUCUUCUGCUAAAGAUCAUGGACCAAGCUGCUAACCCACAGUAUGUAUGGGACCGAAUGUUAGGAGGAUUCAAACACAAGAACAAUAGGACCAGGGAGAGUGUCUGCAUUUGCCUUAUCGCCACGUUAAAUGUAUAUGGAGCUCAAGGCUUGACCCUCAGCAAAAUUGUCCCCCACAUAUGUAAUCUUUUAGGAGACCCUACAAGCCAGGUGCGAGACGGGGCCAUGAACUGUCUUGUUGAAAUCUACAGACAUGUCGGGGAGAGGGUGCGGAUGGACCUGGGGAAAAAAGGACUGCCACAGUCACGGUUGAAUGUCAUUUUCAGUAAAUUUGAUGAAGUUCAAAGAACAGGGAACAUGAUCCUGUCCCCUGUCUCAGAUAAGAACUAUGAUGAUGAUGAUUCGGUGGACGGGGGGCGGUCCUCCUCUUCUAAGGGCCCGUCGUCAGGGAAGAAGGCAGUGAGCAUGGGGUCGUUCCGUAGGCCCAGCUCUGCUUCCAGCACCAAAUCAACAGGGAGAGAUGGUCCUAGRGCGGCUGCUGCAGGGGCUGUGGAUGAGGAGGACUUCAUCCGUGCCUUCGAGGAAGUGUCCACUAUGGAACUUUUCUCUAACAGGGAAAUGGAGGACGCCAUGACCAAGAUCAGAGAGGUGCUGGCCGACGACAAACGAGACUGGGAGCACAGAGUCACUGCGUUGAAGAAGAUGCGUUCUCUGCUCCUGGCGGGAGCGGUGGACUUUGACGGUUUCUCCCAGCAGCUGCGUCUCACGGAGGCAGCCUUCAAGAUGUCCGCUAAAGACCUGCGCUCUCAGGUGGUCAGAGAGGCCUGUAUCACUCUGGGCCACCUGUCCUACAUCCUGGGGAACAGGUUUGACCACUGUGCAGAGUCCAUCAUGCCCACUCUCCUAACCCUGGUCUCUAACUCGGCCAAGGUCAUGGCKACAUCCGGCAUCGCUGUCAUACGACUCAUCAUCAGGCAUACACACUACCCUCGUCUCAUUCCUAUCGUGACCAGCAGCUGCCUGUCGAAAUCUGUGGCCGUAAGAAGGCGCUGUUUUGAGUUUUUGGACCUCUUGCUGCAGGAGUGGCAGACCAGCUCUCUAGAGAGGAAUGUAGCUGUUCUGACAGAGACCAUCAAGAAAGGAGUCCAUGAUGCAGACUCCGAGGCCCGAUCAGUGGCCAGGAAGUGCUACUGGACGUUCCACGGCCACUUCAGCCGGGAGGCGGAGCAGCUGUUCCAGGCUCUAGAGUCGUCCUAUCAGAAGGCUCUCCAGUCCCACAUGAAGAGUUCUGACAGCAUCCUGUCCCUCCCUGCCUCAGACCGCUCCUCCUCCUCCUCYCAGGAGAGCCUCAACCGCCCUCAGUCUGCCAAGAGCUCCAUGGGAAACACCGUGACCAGGACGAAAGCGGCUCCCUCCAGAGGUCCCUCCACCCCGGGCUCUCUCCAGCGUUCCCGUAGCGACGUGGACGUGAACGCCGCUGCCACCACUAGUGCCAAGUCCAGGAUGACUCCCGUGCCCGGCUCGCCCGCCCCCUUCAGCGCUGCCUCGGCUCUGCCACCCGGCUCCUACGCCUCUCUAGGCCGUGUGCGUACCAGGAGAACGAGUUCGGGGAGCGGCGUGAGUGCGAGUCCCUCUGUCAUAGACAGUAGGGGGAGGAGUCGAGCCAAAAUGGUGUCAGUGUCUCAACCUGGCAGUCGUUCUGGCUCCCCUGGUCGUCUCCUGAGCCAUACAUACGGCAGGAUCUCCAGGGCCACUGGAGGGACAACGCCCGCAGAAAGGAGGCCUAAAGUCCCCCGCAGCCAUGGCUGCAGCCGAGACACCAGUCCAGACAGAUCAGGCCUGGCGAGGAGUCGUAUCCCCCGGCCCAGCAUGAGUCAGGGCUGCAGCAGGGACACCUCUAGGGAGAGCAGCCGAGACACCAGCCCCGCUCGGGGAUUCUCUCCUCUGGAGCGUCUAGGUCUGGCCCACCAGGCCCGUAUCUCAGCUUCUGUCAACGCCAUGAGGAUCCUCAACACUGGGACCGAGGUGGAGGCAGCUGUAGCCGACGCCCUGUUACUAGGAGACGCCAGGAACAACAAGCGGCGGCCAGUCAGACGGCGGUACGAGUCCCCGGGGAUCUACUCAGACGACGACGCUAACAGCGACGCCAGCAGCGCCUGCUCUGAGCUCUCGUAUGGCUCGCGGAACGGCGGCCCGCCCCACUACAUGAGACAGACGGAGGACGUGGCCGAGGUGCUGAACCACUGUGCCAGUUCCAACUGGUCUGAGAGGAAGGAGGGGCUGCUGGGACUACAGAACCUGCUCGUUAGCCAGAGAAUUCUCAGUCGUGUGGAGCUGAAGAGAUUGUGUGAGAUCUUCACAAGGAUGUUUGCUGACCCACACAGCAAGCGAGUGUUCAGCAUGUUUCUGGAGACCCUGGUAGACUUCAUCACCCUGCACAGAGAGGACGUGCAGGACUGGCUGUUUGUCCUGCUCACCCAGCUGCUGAAGAAGAUGGGAGCUGACCUCCUGGGUUCCGUACAGGCCAAGGUUCAGAAGGCUCUGGACGUCACCAGGGACUCYUUCCCGUUGGACCAGCAGUUUAACAUCCUGAUGCGUUUCAUCGUCGACCAGACCCAGACCCCCAACCUGAAGGUCAAGGUGGCCAUCCUGAGGUACAUUGAGGGCCUGGCCCGUCAAAUGGACCCCGCAGACUUUGUCAACUCCAGCGAGACGCGCCUGGCCGUCUCCCGCAUCAUCACCUGGACCACGGAACCAAAGAGCUCCGACGUCCGGAAGGCGGCRCAGGUGGUUCUGAUCGCCUUGUUUGAGCUGAACACCCCAGAGUUCACCAUGCUGCUGGGGGCCCUGCCCAAGACCUUCCAGGACGGAGCCACUAAACUMCUGCAUAGCCACCUGCGGAACUCCAGCAACACCAGAGAGGCUUCUCCCAGUAGCACCAUGGGACGGACUCCUCCCCCACCUCGCCACCCCAGCAGUCGCAGCAGCCCCCUCACCUCUCCCACCAACUGCUCCCAUGGGGGGGGGCUCUCUCCCAGCCGGCUAUGGGGUUGGAGUGCUGAUGGCCUGUCAAAGUACCCUCCUCCCUUCCCUUCUCCUCUCUCCUCCACCCCUGCUGCACCCUCCCUCAAGACCCUACGAAGUGCUUACUCUCCCAGCAUGUUGGAGUACGACACAGAGAACCUGAACACCGAUCAGAUCUAUAGCUCCCUGCGAGGCGUCACUGAGGCCAUCCAGAACUUCAGCUUCCGCAGUCAGGAGGACCUCAUGGAGCCGGGCAGAGGCAAGAGAGAGGACACGCCGGGUGUUGGAACAGCAUCACACUCUGGUGUUGAUGUGGUGGAGGGGCCCGGGGGUCGCACGGCRCUGGACAACAAGACCUCCCUACUCAACACCCCCUCCCCCCGUUCCUUCUCCGGCCCCCGGGGCCGCGACUACAACCCCUACAACUACUCUGACACCAUCAGCGCCUACGACAAGGCUGCCCUGAGAGAGACGGUGUACGAGGACGACGUGGAGCAGCUUCGAGAUGGCCGCCAAGAGUGUGGUGGAGAAAACAAGAUGCUGCACACCAAGAACAGUUCCCCUGCGGAGCAGCUGGGACUGGUGGCUGAGCUGCUGAAGGAGCUGUCUAGCCCCAGUGAGAGGCCAGAGGAGAGGAGGGGAGCCCUGGUGGAGCUGCUGAAGAUAGCCCGGGAGGACAGCCUGGCCGUGUGGGAGGAACACUUCAAAACCAUGCUGCUCCUGCUGCUGGAGACUCUGUCAGACCAAGAUCACACCAUCCGGGCACUGGCGCUACGAGUGCUGAAGGAGAUCUUACGCAACCAGCCGGCCCGCUUCAAGAACUACGCAGAACUCACCAUCAUGAAGACCCUGGAGCUACACAAAGACUCCCARAAAGAGGUUGUGCGGGCAGCAGAGGAGUCAGCCUCCACCCUGGCCGGCUCCAUCCACCCAGAACAGUGUAUCAAGGUGCUGUGUCCCAUCGUCCUGCACACACACGAUGGAGCCGGAGGGGCCAUGUCAUUGUAUGAAGGAGAUGAAGGUGUUCCUAAUGUUUGGUGUACUCAGAGUAUGUCUAAUAUUGUUCUGAUGUCUCUCUGUGUAAAGGGGUAUGACAACACAGAGAGCAGUGUGAGGAAGGCCAGUGUGUUCUGUCUGGUGGCUGUCUACUCUGUCAUCGGUGAAGAGUUGAAGCCCUACCUGGCCCAGCUCACAGGAAGCAAGAUGAAGCUGCUGAACCUGUACAUAAAGAGAGCCCAGACGUCCACCAGCAACAGCAGCAGCUCCUCAGACAUCUCCUCAUACUAAUGAACAUGGCCCUCCGGCUCCAUCCGUGUGUGUGCAGGUACAUACAGUACAGGGUUGUGUUCAUAGGGCACCAAACGGUGCAAAACAGACUGAAACAGGAAUGGACUACGUGGACUACUGGUCCAAUCAGAAACACUAAUUGUAUUAUAUUUUUACCGUUUUGAAAUAUUUUCCAUGGCGUGCCCUAAUGAACGCGACCCAGAUAGGGAAACAGUUGUGCCUCAAUCUUUCUUUCCAGACCUCCUUGUAGUUUUAAUGUAUUCUAAUAAAGGCUGUAGGCUGUUCCUUGUUGGGAAACCCUAUGCCUGUCGCAAUCAACAUUUUAUUUCCUUCUGUUUUGUCGUCUUGUAAAUACUUUAAUUCCACAUUUUAUUAAGAUUUGAAUGCAACACUACUUCAGACCCAGUCGAAUGAAUGUAAAGAGCUUUGAAGGAAACCCGAGUCCUUUAUAAACCGUCUGAAAGGUUUUAAUGUUGAUGGAAGCAGAGUGUCGCUCUGUACACGACCGCCUCAUUGCCUCUAGUGUUCCUUCUCGCAAUGGAUAGAUAGGCUUAUUUGGAAACGUGUGUGGUUAUUUGUAAAAGGGCAAUUUAAAAAAAUUCGAUUUCGAUAGUAAUUGUUCCAUAGUAUUUGGCGUCUGAAGAAUUUGUUCUUGGUGGUGACGCUAUGUUUUUAAGCCUGUAUUUAAAGAAUAUUCCUUGUAGAAUUUCUCAGUUAGUGAGAAUCUAAAAAUGUUCAUUUCCAUUAGUGGGAGAAGAUCAUUUGGCUGGCCAAUGAUUAGUACAUGCAGUGAAAAGCUGUGUUGAAUAAGCCUCUGUUAACUGCCUAUGUGUGUAACACCUGUGUUUUGACUGUGUGGUUUGGGCCCCAACAACUGGUGAAGGAGUAUUUUCCAUUUUCACAAGGAUUACAUUAUCACCCUUCAUAUGUUAUUAUGAAAGGGGAGUUAUUGGUUGAGUUGGUAGAGGUUUGAGUCUGCUGUUUUUUGUGCUUUAACAUUCGGGCACGUUGUAAUGAGUCAAAACUACUGGGAUCUGAAGUAUUCUUGCAAUGUAAAACCGCAAUGAAGAGUCCUAGAAUUUUCAAAUGUGAACUAUUUUGUCUAAAAAUAAAAUAUGGGCAAUACCUAUUUGUCAUAUAGUAUGAAGACCUUGACAAUCUGACAUAUUAGUCGAUAAUCUAAGGACGUUGUAAGUGCCAGUGCUCAACAAAAAAUCUUUACCAUUUUAAAGACAUAAGAGGCAACAAAAUAAAGAGAUAAGAAGUUUUUGUCUUUUGAAUUGAAUCCAGCAAUAAUGAAUUAGUAACAAAAAAUCCAACUACUUGGAUGAACUUUUUUGUCAAAGCACUGUAAAUGACCAUUGUAAGUUAACCGUCCUUGUUUGAAAUGUAUAGAUGCCAUUUUUUAGCGCUCCUAUGAAAUGUUACUGCUGCUUUAGAAAUACUAAUCAUGGCGURAAACCUAAUGUAUUUUACUCUCCUUAUUAUGAAUGUUAAAGGUACAGUUUCGGUUAGA